UCCGAACUCCUGAGGGCCGGUUCUUGCUCCUGUGGGACGGUCUGAGGGGCAGUCCUUGCUCCUGAGGAGCAGCUGUUGCUCCUGAGGGACGGUCUGAGGGGCAGUCCUUGCUCCUGAGGGCCUGUCCUUGCUCCUGAGGAACAGUCGUUGCUCUUGAAGGCCGGUCCGAGCUCCUGAGGGCCAGUCCUGGCUCCUGAAGGACUGUCCUUUAGCUCCUGAGGGCCAGUCCUUGCUCCUGGGGGACAAUCCGAGCCCCUGAAGGACUGUCCUUUAGCUCCUGAGGGCCUGUUCUCAUCCCCUGAGGAACAGUCCCUGCCCCCGAGGGCCGGGCUGACGGGACCCCGGCCGCCCCUGCCCCUCCAGGCCCGGCCCCGAGGGCUGCGGGGGGCGGGCCGGGCUCGGACCGGAGCCCCCCGACCCACCCCGUGCCUGCAGCCGGCCUGGGAAGAAGAUGUCUCAGGAGAGGCCCAAGUUCUACCGGCAGGAGCUGAACAAGACGCUGUGGGAGGUGCCCGAGCGCUAUCAGAACUUGUCCCCCGUGGGCUCGGGGGCCUACGGCUCCGUGUGUGCUUCCUUUGACACAAAAACCGGACUCCGAGUGGCAGUUAAGAAGCUCUCCAGGCCAUUUCAGUCUAUCAUCCAUGCCAAAAGGACGUACAGAGAACUACGUCUCCUUAAGCACAUGAAACACGAAAACGUGAUUGGUCUCUUGGAUGUGUUCACACCUGCAAAGUCCCUGGAGGAAUUUAAUGAUGUGUAUCUGGUGACGCAUCUCAUGGGAGCAGAUCUGAACAACAUUGUGAAAUGUCAGAAACUUACAGAUGACCAUGUACAGUUCCUCAUUUAUCAAAUUCUCCGUGGCCUGAAGUACAUUCAUUCAGCUGACAUCAUACAUAGAGACCUAAAACCUAGCAAUCUAGCUGUGAAUGAAGACUGUGAGCUGAAGAUCUUAGAUUUUGGCCUGGCCCGGCACACUGAUGACGAGAUGACAGGUUACGUGGCCACCAGGUGGUACAGGGCUCCUGAGAUCAUGCUGAACUGGAUGCAUUACAACCAAACAGUUGAUAUUUGGUCAGUGGGCUGCAUAAUGGCCGAGCUUUUGACUGGAAGAACGUUGUUUCCAGGAACAGACCAUAUUAACCAGCUUCAGCAGAUCAUGCGCCUGACGGGGACACCCCCUGCCUAUCUCAUUAACAGGAUGCCCAGCCACGAGGCCAGGAACUACAUUCAGUCUUUGACGCAGAUGCCGAAGAUGAACUUCGCCAAUGUGUUUAUCGGUGCCAAUCCUCUCGCGGUCGACCUGCUGGAAAAGAUGCUGGUGCUGGACUCGGAUAAGAGGAUCACGGCGGCCCAAGCCCUAGCCCACAACUACUUCGCUCAGUAUCACGACCCCGACGACGAGCCCGUCGCCGAUCCCUACGAUCAGUCCUUUGAGAGCCGGGAGCUCCUGAUAGAGGAAUGGAAAAGCCUGACCUACGAUGAAGUCAUCAGCUUCGUGCCUCCGCCGCUCGACCAAGAAGAGAUGGAGUCCUGAAAACCCGGUUCCGCUCCGUCGUUUUGCCCUUCACUGUGAGGAGAAGGCCUUUCCACAGGGACUCUCCAGAUAUUCAAGUGCCUCUUGUUGCAAAGAUUCUC
Molecule: messenger RNA, 1635 nt
Organism: Tachyglossus aculeatus (Australian echidna)
Lineage: Eukaryota; Metazoa; Chordata; Mammalia; Monotremata; Tachyglossidae
Gene: MAPK14
Product: mitogen-activated protein kinase 14
Exons: 12
Coding region: 452-1534 (360 amino acids)
Biological process (GO): protein phosphorylation; p38MAPK cascade
Cellular component (GO): cytoplasm; nucleus
Molecular function (GO): MAP kinase activity; ATP binding
Source: RefSeq, a predicted model, not a curated record